GGCGGGGCCACAAGCACAAAUAUGGAACCAGAGAACUAGUCUACGCAGCAGCCCCAGUGGCCUAAUGGAUAAGGCAUUGGCCUCCUAAGCCAGGGAUUGUGGGUUCGAGUCCCAUCUGGGGUGUGUUGCUUUUUUUUUUUUUUUUUUUUUUUUUUUUCCCCUCCCCUUCCCUUCCUGUCUUCCCAGUUCCCUUGUAGCUGUUGCAGCCCUGCCUUUGCCCCUAGCCCUCAGUACGUCCCGCGAGGGGGCUUAGCUCUGCCCUGUAAGUGGUCGAGUCACAUGGUGGCGCUUUCCCGACCUCGCUCCCCACAGUAACACCCGCGCGACGUCCGCUCCAGCCGUAUCCCCCUCUCCCAGCCCUCGCUGCAGACACUGGCCCCCCACGCCGCGCGGGGACGACCGCGGCCAGGGCCAGGCUGGGGCCCACGCGCUCUCACGCGCUAGGCGAUCGACACCGUGCCCUAGCGCUCCCGGAACUAAGCGCUCUGCAGCCUAGGCCAAGCCUCCACCCCGCUCUCUGCUCCCGCACGCGCUCGGUGCUCGGCUACCGAUGCCUGCGCGGCAGGGCUGUCUCGGCGCUCCGCUGCUUUUCCUGGCGGCGCGGCCAUGGCGGCGCUGGGUUCGCCACUUGCCACGUUCCGUGGGCUCCUGCGCGAGUUGCGCUACGUCAGCGCUUGCGCGGGGCGGCUUUGCCGCGACAUGGCGGUCUACCGGCACGUGGUACAGGCCUUCCGCGCGCACCGGGUGACGGAGGAGAAGCUGUGCCGCGCCCAGCACGAGCUGCACUUCCAGGCCGCCACCUACCUCUGUCUGCUGCGCAGCUCCCGCCUCCACCUCGCCCUGCUCCGCCAGCACCGCGGCCGCGGCCCGCGCUCUGCCCACGACACCGCCCGCCUCGUGGGGCUCGCGCUGCCGUCGCGGCCCGGCGGGGACGGCCGCCAAGCCUAGGGGCCGUCUGGCCGGGCCGGGCUGGGCCCGGCCCUGGGGGCGCGGAGCACAUUAAAAUGGUUGCACCCGA
Molecule: messenger RNA, 1018 nt
Organism: Alligator mississippiensis (American alligator)
Lineage: Eukaryota; Metazoa; Chordata; Crocodylia; Alligatoridae
Gene: FMC1
Product: formation of mitochondrial complex V assembly factor 1 homolog
Exons: 2
Coding region: 607-948 (113 amino acids)
Cellular component (GO): mitochondrion
Source: RefSeq, a predicted model, not a curated record